UUUGAAACAAGUUAAGCGGGAACAUUGAAAUGGAUACUGUCAAAUAUCGAAUAUUUAUUCAUCAGAAACAGUGAAGUGGCUAGCCAAAAGUCAAACCAAUGUUGCUAUGGCAGGACAACUGUUCUUGUCCGAUUUGCAGUCUGGGAAGCAUGAAACGAUCGGACAAGACAUUGAGAACUACCUAUCUACAUUGCUGUGUAAAAAGAGUCUGGCUGACAAGGGGGACAAGUCAAAGUAUGGAUUGUAUGCAGUCAAAUUCCUCCACACAUCAGUGUCACAUGUGAACAACAGUCAAGUGCCAACUAGUCUUCUUCAGGCCCUUCAUAGUUGUUACUUUGGGUACAAGAUUGCAAGGGAUGAUCUCCAGCUGAACGAACCAUUGACUGUGCUGAAGCUUCUCUACCAUCUCCUAACCAAAUUUCCACAGAAGGGAUAUCCUGAAAGUCAACUGACCAUUGCAGAACACUUACAAGAUGAGCUGUCAUACAACAGAGAAAAAAAAACUGGUAAUGUCGAUACCAUUAUACACAAUGCGUACAGUUACCUGUGGAAUGUGGCUGCCAAGCUGGAACAAGAGAUGGGACAGACGACCUCCUCACCAGAUGUUAUUCUCAAACUACGACAUGCUGCACUGAAAACUCUCCUUUUUGGACCGUCUGCUGUCUCUGUGUUUGUAGAAAAAUAUCUGGUGGCAUUUGGCAGAUAUGACAGAACUACAGUUCAAUACAAAGACAAGGGCAUGUACACAGAUGCAGAGUUGUUCGUGGACCUUACACAGGAUCUUCUGUCUAGUCUUGUCUCGGAUGGUGUUAAUACAGAGAAUGACGCUGCAAGCUUACUCUCAGUUUUUCUCGGACUGUUUAAGUACAUUCUUCAAAGAUCUCUUCAAAAUAAGAUAAUAGAUUGUCAAAAUGUACUGGAAGAAACAAGACAGAAAGUUACAAGUCAGAUGUCGGAUGCUUUCUCUGUCGUCCAAAAUCUCUUCCUUGUUAUAGAUUUGUUAUUCAAAUCUUCAAGUGAAAAAUGUUGGGAAAAGACGGGUUCACAUUUGACUAAUGUUGUUGAAAUUUUCUGUAGAACUCUUGGCAAAAGCUACAUGUCUUGGCCACAAAACUGUAAGACUUUCAUCCAUGAUAUGAUCACACUUUUGCUGAAACAUGUAGAAAGUUGCACUUCCUUUUAUCCUGUUGAAAUCAGUCAUGAAAUUUUGAGGAUUGGAGCUGCAUCAUUUCCACCAAAUUUUGAUGAUGAUAAACAACUGCUGGCUUCAGUAGAACAUCUUCAACUUUGUCUACGGAUCUUGUUCAAAUGUUUGAAAGACACUCAAGAGGGAAACACUUACAUGUUUUUUGAGAAAGCUGUGAUGGAGCUGUCUCGCCGCUACAAUACAGUUUUGGAGUCUGACAUGUUGGACUGGUCGACAAAGAAACUUAACCAAGAAAGACAUUAUUGUGGUUAUCUGAUGUCAAAACUUGGCCAUUUAUACUCUACAAAGGGAGAUAACUCAUCUGCCUGUGAACUCUAUACCAUUUCAUGCCAUCAACUUACCAAAUGGGUGGAGUCGGAUCCAACACUCACACUACAGAGACUACAGGAGGUUUCAUUAUGGUUGGUGUACGAGUGUUUGUCAGACUGCCAGAAGAAGAGUGGGGACUUAGAGAAUGCCAUGGAGACAAUCCAACAGUGUCUAUUGAUAGAUUCUAGUCACAUAACCUCUGCUGUCAAGCUGUGGGUGAGAACCAAGAAAGAAGCCAUCAAGAAUGGAACCAGCAGUGUAAAGCAGAUUGUUUUAGGUGAACGACUGUUGACCAGAUGUCCAAACACCAAACUUGACAUCACACAUUUACUCAAUCUGGAGCUGCAAGCUUUCAAAAACACCAGGCGAAGUUACAGUGAGGUAGAGAUGGCUGUUUUGAAGGUUAUACUGAACGUGUCCAAAACGUCAACUGUCAAGGCCAGGGCGCUGUUAGACAUUGGUCAGCUGAUUUGGAUAAAAGGGAUCACUGAAAACAAGUCUUCACUUGACUACAUACAGGAAGCAGAAGACAUUCUUUCCAAGGCAGAUGACACUGUGUCUAAUGUGCUUCUAGCCGAGAUCUACCUCUGGUCCUAUAUCAUACAACAUGAGGCCCAGUGUCAUCAGAUAUUCCUUAUGUCCCAUACCAACCCGCCAAUGUCUGAGGUGACCACCACCACAGGGACAUCUGUGGACCCUGAGGACGACAGUAGUGCCUGCACAUCCCAAAAACCUCCCUCUCCUGCCAUGUAUACAAUCGUCAUGGAAACUGUUGCUAUGGAAAAACUGGAAAGAGCACUUGCAUUGUGGGAAUUGAUUCUGACAGGAAGUGAUGGACUAGACAAUAGAACUGACCCGAGUAUCCUUCUGACAACCUUAAUGCUGUGUUCUAGCAUCCUGAGACUAUCUAGGAGGAUAGAGAAUGAACUGCGAGUACUUAAGCUUGCCCAACAACUGGUAGACCAUCACCCUACACUGGAUCGGUCAGCCCUGGACCUGAGGAUGCUGGAGGCUCACAUCCUGGUGGGACAAGCAGAAGGAAUCUCCGCUGGACCUCAGUUACUGAAGGAUGCUGACGAGCUUAAUGACCUACAGGGGUCCCAGAGAGACCUGGCUGUAUAUACUACACUGGUCCAUAUUCGUCUGGCUUUCUACAACAACCAGCUGGAGCAUGGUAUGACUCGGGUGACUUCAAUGAUAUCAUUCCUGGAGUCUCAGGUGUGUAAGACUCGAUCUGCGUGUUCCGCUGAAGGCACUGCAAAACGCUUGAUGUCCAUGUUUCUCAGCCUUCCCAACUGUUCACAGCAGUACUGGAACAUGUACCCCCUUGACUUUGCUCUCGAUGCAAUCAGGAUGCACACCGGUGUCCUCCAACUGAUCCUGGGAAAGGAAUUCUUAAACUUCACAACAGAAGAAUCUAUAGGUAGUAAUUCGUUAGACAAGUGGUCUGCAGUAGAGGACCUGGUGGAGUCCCUGUUACACCUGGGCAGGCUGUAUAGUUUAGCUGGAGAGGACAGGGAAGCAAGAUGUUUUCUCCGAGAAGGUUGGAAGCUGUCUCAUCACCUUUGUAUACCUUACUGGACUAUACAGUUUCUGAUUGAGCUGGCGAAAAUUCAUAAUCUGUCUGGAAACUUCGAGGAAGCAACCAGCACGGCCUUGGACUGCUGCCAUGUUUUAGAAAGUAGUACACUUGAUCAAAAUGCAGUCACAUCUUCACAGGUGAAAGUCAAACCCCCAGCACCUUUAAAAAUCUCCAAUACAAAGUCAGUCAAAAGGAAAUUGGAUGAAAACUUCGGGUUUGAUGAAAGUGAAGAUGAUAUGGUUGAAAGAGCUCUCGUCGGCUUGACGGUGGCUCGUUGUCAGUUUGUCUUAGAUAAAGGGAUGUUGGAUACUUUAAAACACAUUCAAAAUAUCUGUGAAUCUCGGAUAUCUGAUGGCACGUCGGUGAGAAAUAGUAAAACUGAGAAAAGAAAACAAAAGAAAAAAUUAACAAAGGAUGAUGAAAAGUCCAAACUGAUCACAUCUGAAGUAGACAAGCUUUCAUUAAAAGAACUAUAUUUGGAAGCUGUGGUAACACAGGCCGAGAUUUUAUCUGAUUCUGGAGACAUGGAUCUUUGUGCCAAUGUAGCCAGCACUGGACUGGCAAACUGUGAGACCAUCCCUGGGGAUUCUGUUCACAUCAGUCAGCUGGAAGCAAGUCUCCGUCUCCACGAAGUAUUAUCCCAAUGUGAUCCACUAUUUGGCACCUCACAACUAGUUGCAGCAGAGGACUGUUCCGUCACGGACCUCACAACCAUAUCAGAUCCAUUCUACAAUGAGGACGAUAUCACACAAGUGACUUCCUCAAUGUCCAGGAUCAAGAUCGAUGAUUGUUCCAAUGUUAGCUCAGCAUUAAGUGAUAUGGAGACUGAGGAAGUUGAUCAAAAUGGCUCAAGAAAUGAUGAAAAGAUAAAUAUGAAGAGUUAUUUACUAAAAAAUAAGAAAACUGGUCAAGACAAGAAAAACACUGUGGGGAAAGCGGCAAAUAAAAAAGGAAAGCUGUUGAAAACAGAAACUCUUUGUAGUACUCCAAAGCGUGAUAAUUCAUCUCUGAAUAAGGCUGGCCUGUGCCAAACUCCUCUUGGUCAGCAAUAUUUAUACACUGACAAUGAGGAAGCUGUGUCUUUGCCGCUAAGGACACCACGAAGUGUGUGUAGUCGAAAAGCAAGACUCGACCUUCUUUUGGAUGAUAGUGACGAUGAUAUCAAUGUCAAGUCUCACCGAGGGAAAACGACAGGGAGGAAAAAUACUAAGAAAUCGGGAAAGAAAAACCCUGAGAACUGUGAUGUUAUGAAAACUCCAAAACUUUCUUUAUUAAAAGAAAUUCCAACAUCUACCGGAGAAAAUGAUUGCAACAAAAAAGGAAGAUCUAGAAUUCCAUGUCGUGUUAAGACUUCACAACCGACAGAGGCUCUGAAAGAAAAAGAUAAAAAGAACAUUAGGACAAAAAAACUGAAUCAGGAGAAUCAAGAGGAACAAAAAUCUAAAUUAACCAACAAGAAAUGUCAAGUCAAUGACAAAGUUGUAAAAGGACGUUAUUCCAGGAAGGAAAGUAAAAGUGUGUCCUCAAAAAAUGUUAAUAUUGAAUUUGAGCAUAAAAAUGAAGAUCCAGACAUCAAAUGCUCAUCAUCAACUGAUGUGUUCACUUUCGAUGUUUCGGAUGAGGAGGAGGAAUGUGCUAUCAAGACGACGAAGAAAACUGCGGGAAAGCGCAAACCAGCAGCGAUUAAAUGCCCUACUAAUGUGAAAAGCCGCGCACAGACGGUUCGAAAUUCUCGGAUGGUAAAUGGAAAGGAAAAGGUUCGGAAUAAUACAGAGGAAAAUGGGGAAAGGUUGUUCAGUCUAGCAGAAUGUUUAGACUUGCCUGUUAUAGUGUCAGAAGAGCAGAUGUCACCAAAGGUGGAGUCCAGUUUGAAGAGUGAUGUGGAGAAUGAAUUACAUAGCCCUCCUGUGUAUGAUGAACAUAGGAAUGAUUUAAGCCUCACAGAUCUGGAUUUAGUUUCUCCUGAAGAACUACUGGAUUUGAACAAAUCCAUUGAAUUACUGAGAGGAGACGAUAAGGGGAAAAGGAAAACCUCAACAGCUACUACCAAGAGGGGGCGGGGGCGAAAGAAGGAUGAGUCUUCUGUCUCAGACACUGGGUCAACGUCAGGGGAGACAACUGAGGUCCUGCGAUCAACACAACUUACAAAUACCAAGAUUCCACAGAUGACUGGCUUCUAUGAACCUGUGGUUAAAAUACCUCAUGCUCCUGCUGUUCAGGAGAAGAACGAAGCAGAUCUGGAUGCCUCCAUAGCCAACACCUUGGAUAAAGCAUUUCAGCAGGUUCAACACAUGCCAUCUCCCACCCUGUACAGUCAUAUCUGUCAUAUGAAGUGUCUGCAGCACCUGAAGUUGUCUCCCCUUAAAGCUGCAUUCUAUCUGUGUGAAGCACUGGCUAUUACAUUCCGUCACCAAGCUCUCGUGAACUCGGGCAAAAAAAUCAGAAAGAUAAAGCGCAAUCAGAAUGUGGAACAGAUGGAAGUGACAGAGGAACAAACAGAUGCAACGGAGAAAGAAAAUCUCCAUUCUAAAACUCCUAAACAAAAACAGAGUGGCAAAAAACAAAGAAAAGACUCUAAGCAGAUGAAGGGACAACAAACUGGUGAACAGGCCACAGCCAAAUGUACUGGGGAGGAUGGCAGUGAGUUAGAUAAACUGAAGAUUGAGCAAGAAACUCUACUGUUUAUGAAAUCUGAACAAGAUCUUCAGAAAAUGAUUCACAGACUUCCUGAUGGACUGGUUGUAUGCCAUCUGUCGGUGGUGAGUCAUCCCGUCCAUCACUCACAACUGUUGGUCAGUCGGCUGGAGAAACAUGCUGAGCCAGUCGUUGUCAGCCUCGCGGGAAUCUCCAGUCUCUUGGGACAGCAGAUUCUACCAGAUUACACAGCAGUGAUGGAGGAGAGUCGUCAGAGCCUUAAACUGACCAAGAAAGCAGAGUGGUGGAAAGUCAGGAGAGGACUGGAUAAUCGUAUGCAUAGUGUGCUGACCAGUAUGGAGAACAACUGGCUUGGUCACUGGAUGGUCCUACUACUGGGCAAUGUCUGUCAGAGUGACCAGGACAGAGAGAAACUAACUACUCUCACUGAGGCAGUCCACACACAAAUACAGCAAAGUACAGGGACAGAGGUGUCCAGAGGCAAGCUUAGGGUUUUACUUCAGGCUGGAGAUUACUUAUCUGAUCAUCAUCUGACCACUGCAUUGUCUGAACUGACCAGAUGUCCACUUAGAUCUGCAGUUAUCACCGAACUUGUUUCCUCAAUAAGAAGUCAAUGUAGGGAUGCAGGAAUACCUUGUGAGGACUCCAAGCCAGGACAUGUCAUAUUGGUACUUGACAAGACAAUUCAGCAUCUGCCUUGGGAAAGCAUACCGAUCCUGAGGAAAAAUCCUGUUUCUCGUGUUCCGUCUUUCUAUCACAUGUGUGUGCAACUCUCUCGCCUCCAGAUAAAUGAGAAUUCCAUCUACAGGAAUGGAAUUAACAGUAGGCAGACAUCUUAUUUCCUGGAUCCAGAUGGUAACCUGUCCUCUACAAGAGAGACAUUUGAAGCGUGGUUUCGAAAAGAGCCAGGCUGGAAGGGACUAGUAGGAGAGAGACCAUCAGCUGACCAGUUCAAAGAUGCUCUGACACAGAGUGAUUUAGUACUCUAUUGUGGUCAUGGCAGCGGAAGCAAGUAUUUCCAUGGAGAUGACCUCCAGCAGGUCAACUGCCGAGCUGCCACCAUUCUGAUGGGCUGUAGCAGUGGUCGUCUGCAGGUCAAAGGUCAGCUGGAGGCGUCUGGAAUAAUGCUGAAUUACUUCCUGUCUGGAUGCCCAUGCAUUGUAUCAAACCUGUGGGAUGUGACGGACCGUGACAUUGACCGGUUUCUGGAGAGUCUGUUGUCCACUUGGCUGGCUGCAGAGAAGCCUUGUUCCUUACUUGAUAUACUGCCGGCCGCAAGGGAUGUGUGUCAGUUACCAUACCUGAUUGGCUCUGCCCCGGUCGUCUAUGGUUUCCCAGUAUUCAUGAGGUCCUGAUGAUGUCAUCAUUUCCUCGUAUAAUCGUAUAAUGACUAGUCAGCUGUGAUAAACCUUCAACAGUUUGCAGUGACAUUCUUAAUAACAGCAUUUUAGGAAUCCAUACCUUGAUUAAUAGAUUUAAUUCAGAUAGAGAAAUUGGUUGAAAAGAUUUACUGGAAGAAUAAUAAGCAUUGCUUCAAAAACAUUUAAAUUUGUGAAAUUAAAUGUUUUUUGAUGAAGAAAUGUUUACCCUCUAAAACGAAAAUUUCAUUAUGCUUCAUUCUUUUGACAUACAUGAUAAAUGUACAUAUUCAGACUGUAAUGUGUAAGCAAUUAUAGCAUAACAUUUUGAAUUACUUGCUUACUACUGAUUUGUACAUACAGUGUAAAUUGAAUCAGUUAGUUUCGUUUAUCGAAUGUUUAAUGAAUGUCUUUUUAAAGAGGUUUUGGAAACUUGAUUUACAAAAUAGGGGUUCUUUUCUAAAUUGUAUUAAAUAUUACCUUUAUAUUGAAAACUCAGUUCCUCAUUUUUUUGGUAAAUAUGUUUAGCAGAAUAAUUAUGAUACCUUAUGCUGACCAUACUGGUUAUUAGUUUUGGAGUUACCUCCCUUGAAAAUAUUUAGGUGUAUUGGUAUACCUUUUAAAAUAUGUCACCAAAUAAACCUUUAAUCACUUUUAAAAUAAAAAAAUAUUGUGUACUCAAUAUCUCGUGAAUCCUUGACAGUUUAAGCUGAUAUACAAACCAUAGCCUCUCGCCAUCAAGCUUCAUAUGGAUGGCCUGUCACAUACCAUCCAGAGUAAUCGGGGUAAAGUGUAAUCCCAAAGGACACAUACACGACAGCUUCACAAGAAAUGUAAACCUUCAUGGUCACUGAACAUCAUUGAGCCACGCACCUCACAUUUUCACCUGAGGUAACAUAGACUAAUGGUCUACAUGUACCUGACUGAGCUUAUCACAGCCCCUUUUGACUUAUUUCAGGUCAAUUCAUUAAUAUUGGUGAGCUAUCUCUCUGAUGAUAUGUUCCUCAGUAGUUUUCUUAUUCAGCUUUUCUAAACAGUUACUUCCCUUUUUUGAGAAUUUUAGUCAUGUUGUCCAUGUAAUUCUUUCUUGGAUUUCAGCCUUACUGUUCAGCCAACAGAAUCUUCAGUAUUUGAAACAAAGCUCUCUUCCAGGUUUAAUCUGGAGUCUAAAAAUGAUUUCUUUAAAUCUAAAUUUCAUUUGAAAACCUCCCCAUGAAAAUGUUUUCAUUAAGCACAUCCCUUUUGUUUUUGUAAGCAAACAUUGCACUUGAUUGGUUAAAUACAGGAUAAUUGAUAUCCGUGGCUACAACAUGAGUUUGUUGUUCUAGAGAUGUUAUGUAUAUACACCGAUUUAGUUCAGAUAUCUGAUGGCUAGCCUUCAACAUACACCUUAUGUAAUGAAUAUAAUAUAUUAUUCAUGUUGAUUUUUUACUAAUAUAUUUCAUUUGUAGAUAAAAGAAAAAUUGUAUAUGUUGAUGUAUUUAUUUGACUUUGUUGUGUAAUUCACAGAUGAUUGUGAUAGGUGUGUUGUCUCGUUUAAUGUUUAUUGCGACAUGAGUGUCAUCAUCAUUAGAAUGCUAAUCUGUGGUAGACAUAUUUUCAGUCUAUCCGUCCACUGCUGCAUUAUGGGUUACAUUUUUUUGGUAAGAUUUUGGGGCAUAGUUAAAAGAAAUCAAUUCUACAAUGCUAAUUUCUGGGAUUUCACUUUGAGGUCUCAUAUGCUUAGGCAUUGAUUUUAACAGACCAGCAACAUUAUCUGAUGUUCGGGACUUCAAAUACAGAUCUAAGUUUUUUAGCAUGUUUUUUGAAGGCUGAAGGCAUAAUGUUGAAUAAUAGCAGUGUUGCAAUGCUGAUUUCAUGCCUUCUGACUUAAGAUUUAACUAAUAAAUAUAAGUCCUCAUAAAAAAUGUUGAAUUAAAUAAUGUAUGGUGUAUGGAAACAAAUCUUUAGCUAUUACUGUGAUUUUCAUAAAUCCUUUUGAAUAAACUUUUUAUGUUUUGCAAUUUGGUAGGAACCAGUUGCUAUCUCCUUGCUCUCUGUCCGUUGGCAUCGAGUAAGCUGUUGGGCUUAAGAUUCAGUUUGUGAAGCUCUUUCUUCCCUAUCAGAUUAUUGAUGGGUAUCCUGUACUUUAAAAGAUACUUAUACUGGUGGAAACUGUAAGUGGUGGUCAUAAUAUUUUUUCCCAAUGUUUUUUUUUUUUUUUUUUUUCAUAAUUCUGGAUUCAUUGCAUUUGUGGGGGUAGAAUAAAGCAGGGAAUGGGGACAUUCAUGUUGCAACAAUAAAUAUAGUUUUUAAUUAUACAGCAAUUUUAUCUUAACAUCCACAUUAAUUUUUUUUAGAAUUUUCUGUUUGUGUAGAUAUUGUCUCGUUUGAUUAGUGAUUGAAAAUUUGGUUCCUCAGAUUUUGAGACUUUCCCAAACUAUAUAGAAAUUUUUCUUUUUUCUUUAAUGAAAUUAUUGACUCCAAUAACAAAGCCAUCCUAAUAACAAUGCAUAGUACAAGUGUGAUAAUCAAAUACUGUUGAGGUAAAUAGGAUCUCAUUGUCCUGUAAUGAGCCCGAGUCUGUAGUUUUGCAGUUAUUUGAACAAUGUAAUGAAGAAAUUGCAAUAUAUAUAGCUAAGUCAUGUACAAAUAGAUUUCUGUGAUAGAGGUAAGAUACACAGCCAUCUUAACUGAUGAGGCAGCUUUAUUGUACAAUCAUCUCUCAGUAAUCCCGUCAUUUUAACUUGAAUUAAACAUGAAUUGAUAUUAUCAUGUAAACAUAGUUUUAGUCACAAUAAAAUUGAUAUACAACAACACAAGUAUUUGUUUUGUUAUAAACCACUUUUGUCCUAGAGGGAAUGGAAACCACCUGUUCAAAUCACCUGCAGUCUUGGUCUAUAAACAGUUCUGAGUAUCACUAUGUCUUUGAAAGUAUUGAGAGUAUAUUUCUCAAAUUUCUCCCCCUUUAGUCACUUAAUAUGUGUUUUGAUAGUUAUAACCUGUGCGAUAACAUUAGCCAGUGAGGUUAAAAUGGAAUCAUGUUGUCUGUCUGUUUGUCUUUGUUGGGUUCAGUGUCUGUCCAAUGUCCGUCAACAGUUCCCUUAAAUCACUACUAGUCUUUAAUAACCGAUUGGAUUUUGAUAAAUUUUUGUCUGGAACAUUAUUAGGCAAAGGAGAUGCAGUAUUGUAUAAACAGAUGGUUUGCCUCCCUUAGCACCAGAGGUGUGGGACCCAAUAGGAGAAAUAGAGGUGAAUCCUUUAAAUUCCUACUUAUCCCAAACGACUGGUUUUGGAUAAAAUUUGGUCUGAAACAUUAAUUGGUAAAAGAGAACCUAUCUUGUAUAAACAGAAAGUGUAGCUCCCCUGGGGCCGGAGGAGAGAGGUUCAACAGGGGACAUGAAGGUAAGUCAUUUGAAUCGCUAAGAGUAAAUGGAAUUUGAUGAAGUUUGGUCUGGAGCAUUAUUGAACAAAGGAGAUCCAAUUUAUAAAUGGAAGGUGUUGCUCCCCAGGAGCCGGAGGUGCAGGGCCCAAUCGUGGAAAAGUAGGUAAAUGGUUCAAAUCAUCACUAGUUCUGAACAACUGAAUUGAUAUUGAUGAAAUUUGGUCUGGAGUAUUAUUGGUUGAAAGGGGGCCCAAUCCGGUAUAAAUGGACUUUGGGGUUUGAAAGAUGGAGCCCAAUAGGGGAUUUAAAGGUAAAUAUUGAUAGCAAAUGCUUUCCAUUGUUGGAAAGAUUUUUUAGGUGUUUUAUCAAAAUUGUGAAAACCGUUACCCCAGAAUCUACAUUUGCAAUUUAAAGUUUAAAACAAAUGGAUGAAUUGAUACAAUUUAAACUGGUUUGAAUUAAAUACACUAAGCCACAAUAAUUAAAAGCAUUUAUUUUUUGUUGAAGAGCUUAUAAAACAUUUUCAAAAGUCAGACGUGAGAUCACUGUUCAAGAGAUAACGGACAUGACGUUUAAAACCAGUUUUGUUAAUGAAAUUACAGUAUGCCAUACAUGUAAUUUAAAAUCGCCAUUUGUAUCUUCGAGAAAACAAACAUAUUUGUCUUACUGCACUUCUCACUUAGAACUUGAGUGUUUUAAGGCUAAAGAAUAAGUUUGACCUUUAAAGAAUACGCACAAGCUGCCAUAUUAACAAUAUCGCACGAUCUUGCUAAGCUCUUUGUAAGACUGUUAUUAGUAUCAUUACUUAAUACCCCAUUCCUCACAUCUCAGCAUAUUCAAUGUAUCCUUUCCGAGUGUCAUCUGCCUUUGUAACAUGGUAACGAAAAUAACCUCCCAAUUUGAAUAUGGCCAAGGGCCUACUCCAACAAUGUUAGAGGAUAACACGGCGAGACACUUAUGACAGGCGCCGUGUAACCAAAAAUUAGCCGGAGACCUUUAGCUAGCUGAAGUAGCCAAGGGUCACGCUGUAAUUCCAUUUCACUUCAGUUAAAUGUCACACCUCUCCAGUUCAUUACUGGUAUGUCGGCACGAAGUUUUUCUUGUACGUCUCUACUGUGUAUAAAUAUGUGGAUGAAACUAAAGGAAAGCUCAAUGUUAUAUUUAAGUCCCACCUACAAAUGAUUUUUGGAGAUAUUGUAUUAUUUUCAUUAACUCUGGUUCUGAUUCUUAAGUAAUUUCUUGUCUGGGUCAUAACUUUCAAAAUGUUGAAGAUAUUUUGACAAAACUUACAGUAUACUUCUAUUACUUACAGUAGAUUUCCAUUGUUCUGUCGUUAGGUAUCUUUUAGUAAAUUAUAAUUUUCCACCAACAACUUCAAACCUUUAAAGGUUAGCAAGGUCAGUUGUUCUGUACCUGAGUCACCCACUGACGAAGUGCAGUGCUCUGCCAUAGGAUCGUUACGACCUUGACCUUAUCAAAUAUGAAAUAAACGCAUUUUCCCCAAUAAUUUCUUGCACUGACUAUUUAAGAUAUGCCAAUGAAAGCUGCAUUGCACCUUUAUCACCUAGAGAUGAUGGUCAAUGCUCAUUUGGUCAUUGUGGUAAAUGUCAUCGAAUGCUACAAUAUAUUAUAACUGGUUCUUCUAAAAGUUCCUUUCGUAUCUAAAGCAUGAGUUUUGAACAGAUAAAAGGACGAAGCUUAAGCGAUGUACUAUAAUCGGAUAAUUACAGCCUUCAUUUUCAGAACACAAGUCAAUUCAGCGCGAACUGCCUAAUUAUAAAUAAUGGAGAAGGGGAAACAUACAUAUUUGUUCACAAAAUCAAUUCCAUAGUUCAGCAUUAAACUGCUCUUAUAAAUGAUGAAAUGUUUUAUAUAGCCUACUUUAUAGCUGUAAACAUGACGAGCAAAGCUAGUAAAAAUGAGCAAAUAUCAAUAGUAGGCCAAAGUAUAUAAAAAACAAACAAACAAAGCCUAAUGGAAAACAUAUUUGUCUUUAAGGUCAAAUAUCACUUGCCAUGAUGUGUACAUUUUUCAACUUCUGAUGAAAACAGAUAUUGUGUUACAUUAUAGUAAAAAAA
Molecule: messenger RNA, 12553 nt
Organism: Pecten maximus
Lineage: Eukaryota; Metazoa; Mollusca; Bivalvia; Pectinida; Pectinidae
Exons: 27
Coding region: 107-7108 (2333 amino acids)
Biological process (GO): proteolysis; meiotic chromosome separation
Cellular component (GO): cytoplasm; centrosome; nucleus
Molecular function (GO): cysteine-type endopeptidase activity
Source: RefSeq, a predicted model, not a curated record